Ctenopharyngodon idella (grass carp) is the source of this 3129-nucleotide messenger RNA. It is a transcript of the gene odad1, whose product is annotated as outer dynein arm docking complex subunit 1. Lineage: Eukaryota; Metazoa; Chordata; Actinopteri; Cypriniformes; Xenocyprididae. Gene Ontology annotation, cellular component: axoneme. The record is from RefSeq and is a predicted model, not a curated record. The transcript has 14 exons. Bases 895 to 2673 code for a protein of 592 amino acids. Gene Ontology annotation, biological process: cilium movement; outer dynein arm assembly.
UAUUACCAAAGUACAAGCCCAAAAGCAUGGUGAUACCAUGGUAAUUUUAGUUAGUCAACAGAACACAGCUGUAUAAAUAAUGGUUAAGGGUGCUUUCACACUUGGUUCGAUUGCCUGGACCGAACCUGAGUUCGAUUGCUACCCCCUCCCCUGGCCCCCGCUGGACUGUGUUCAUAUUAUAUUAUUUGGGUCCGACCCGCGGUUCGUUUGCGUCAUCAAACCAGCAGCUGUUUAUUCCGUUGGUUAGUAACGACGGCGCAGGAGAAGGCGGCAAAAUGCAUAACGUUGCUCUCCUCAAUUUAAUAUUUUUGUUUUUGAACCGUUGGUUUUGUUCAUAAAGGCACUUGCGUCUAUCUGCUGCGAAUGUAGAAUGCUAAAGUCAAUCGAACCCGGGUGCGCACCAAAAGUGCUAAUGUGAAAGCACCCUGAAAUUAGAAACGAUGCAUUUUAGUCACUCACAUAACGUUAAGUCUUGAAGGAAAAUCAGACGUCACCACCGCGUUUACCGUCGAAUAUAGCGUCUUUUUCGUUGUCCUCUGCUUCAUCUUUGUUCAGAUAUUCAUCCAAAAACUCUUCACUUUUUUUUCUUUUUUUAACAUAUUUCAUAUUUAUUUACCUGAAAGGCCUCUGGAUUUUUGUAUUUGACGAAUUAAUUACUCCCGCCACAGAGGCAGUGCGCAUUAUGACCCGUUGCUAUCGCGUUUCUAAUUUUUGACUGAAAUCAUUUUUCAGUCUCAAUGAAUCAAAUGUUUAAUGUACCAUACUUGAUGAUAAAUGUUUUACCUGUACUUUUAACCUAAUAUAUACACCAUAUUAUUUUAUAUUCGGUGUAUAAUAAAUAAUGAUACAAAUCACAAAUCAAGAAAUUGGUGACCUUGGGGUUUUUUGUUACUUAUGUUUUGUCUUUAUGAUUCAAAGCUUUGUUUUGAUCUGCACCUGUUGUUAGCCCAGUGUUUUGUGACUAUAGUCAUCAUCAUCAUCAUGCCUCGUGGAAGAUCAGCAGCCAGUGUCCUCUCUGGCAGCAGUGACUUGGACUUUGAUGGAAUUGUUGAGACAGAGCUGGAAAAACUGCAGAGACAGUUCCGUAUAAUGGAGAGGGAUCGGCAGGCUUACAGCAUCCAGUCACAGGAAAAAAUUCGCAAACAGCGGCAGGAGAUUUCUAAGCUGCGUGAGGAACAGGAAGAGUUGUUGUGUGUGUUUGAGUGCCAGUCAAAUAAAAAGAGUGACAAUCAGGACAUUGAGUGUAUCAAAACUCUGCUGGAGCAACGAAACACACUGGAUGAUCAACUAAAGAAUGAGAGACAGACCCAAACACAGCUGGAACAGGAGAUCACGAAUAUGGAGAAAAGGCUGGUGGAAAUGAGAAGAGGAGAGAUCACGGCUUCCCAGAGUCACACGUCUCAGGCCCGCCAUGCUCAGAAGGCCACACGCACCCUGGAGAACAAACUAGACCGGGCUCUUAUUCGCUUUAACAAACAGCUGACAAAGAACAGCCAGCUCAGAGAAGAGCUCGAGACACUCCGCAUGGAGCGCGUCCGAUUCCAGCAGCUGCAUCGCAGACUGGAGAAGGUAUUGCAAGAUGUUCGUAAGGAUAUUGGUGAAGUUAUCGACAUGUCAACCACAGCUUCUGAUGCAAGAGAGGAGGCUCAGACCAAAAUUACCAUGAUGAAGGAGAAGGCGAUAAAGGAUCUUGCGCAGUACUCAGCUGAGAGGAAGGAGCUGGAGAGAGUCAUCGCUCAUGAACACAGACUCAAAGAGUUCAUGGCCACCAAGAGUAACGAGAGAACUGCCAUGGAUGAUGGACAGGAAAUGAGACGCAGACAAGAGAUGAAGCAGCAGAGGAGGGCAGACGCUGGAGAGGAGACAUUUGAAACUCUCGAGGAGGUUUUCCAGCGGAUUAAGAGAUUGACCGGGGAAGAUAAUUUGGAGAUGUUAGUUACAAAAUUCAUUAAGGUUGAGGACAGGAACUUUGCUCUUUUCAACUAUGUAAAUGAACAGAACAUAGAAGCUGAGAAACUGAGAGAGCAAAUCCAUCAGAUUGGAGAAGAGAUGGAGCAGUUGCACAUGAAAGGUGUCCAACAGGAACAGGAAAAUCAGGUGGAAUUAAAACAGGUGAAGGAUCUACAGCAAGAGUGUGAGACACAGGCCCAACAGUAUGAAGCCCAGGCCAAUGACAUCAACAAGAUCCUUGAUCAGAUCAAAACAGGGAUAGACAGUGUGUUCAAUAAGAUUGACUGCGACCCAACAUUGGUGGAAGACAUGCUGGGCUCUUCCUCUGGGAUUAGUGGCAGUAACAUCAUGGCGUACCUCAGCCUGUUGGAGCAGAGGACCAGUGAACUGCUCACCAUUCAAGCCUUCAUUAAAUCUAAGGACGUGGAGGAGAGUGACGACCUGAAAGGGGUCGCUCAGUUCCUGCUGGGUCAGAAGCCAGACGUGCAGAAACACACAGCGAUCGUUCAGCCCCCCAUUACCAGGCACGAUUAUGAGACCGAGGACUCUUCUCUCACAGAUGAGGAGGAUCGACCUUUGACCCACAAAGAACUCCAUCAGCACGUUAUGAUGAGCAGUGUCCUGCGUAAAGACGAGUCUCUGCGUACAGGAAGAGGCAAAGAUGUGAAAACCCCAAAAAGCAGCACCAUGUCUAGCAACAGACAGCGUUCACUGGAGGCUUAAGACACACUCUGGUGUUCUAAUAAAAAAGUUGAAUAUGAAAUGUAGGCUCUAAUUCUUGCUAAAUAGUUAUCUACCUAGACAAUUUAUAACAAUAUAAAAAUUCUGUCAUUAUUUCCUCAUCACCCCAUAUGCUGUUCUAAGGAACAAAUGUUAGAAGUUUGGAAUGAAAUGAGGGUGAGUAAAUGACAGAAUUGUUAUUUGAUGAACAGUUCCUAAUAACAAACAGAAGAGGGCAGAAUUUAGCCAUGUUAGCGAGUCAGAUCAUACUAGAACUCCCACAAUGCCCUCAUCUAUGUCAUGUUGUCUGAAUAAAUCAAAGUAAUUUUUUUCCAGUACCCAGUUCUUUGUUUUGUUAAAUAACUCGUCAUAUGGUCACUUGCUUUUGUGUUUGCCAUGUUUCUAUUUAAGGCAGUUAUGCUUCAGAGUGACGGCAAUAAAAGUUGGGCAAAACAACAA